AGAUCGUGUCUGACGCCUGUGGCGGAAUCUGUGAUGAAAAUGCAAACUGUAAUCCCAAGGAGGCAGAGGGCCCUACAUGCCAAUGUGUUGCAGGCUUCACAGGCAACGGAACCGUCUGCACAGAGUUGAACCUGUGUGCCACUGGGAACGGAGGCUGCGCUCAGAUUGCCAACUGCACCAAGACGUUACCUGGGGAGAGGACCUGCACCUGUCCAGAAGGAUACACUGGAGACGGGGUGUGGUGUCUAGAGAUAGACGGUUGUUUGGUUAACAACGGUGGAUGUCCCAGUACCGCAGAGUGCAUCAAAACAGGACCAAACCGGGUUGCCUGUAACUGUUUAUCUGGCUACUCUGGGAAUGGACAUUUCUGCUUCCCGUUCAACCCCUGUCGGACUGACAACGGGGGCUGUGGAAAGUACGCCAGGUGUCGUUAUAUGGGCAACGGAGUGAGGAACUGCUCCUGCUUUGGAGAACACGUAGGAGAUGGCUUCGACUGCCACGGCAAGACCCGCACGGAGAUAUUUCGCCAGUCAGAAGCUGCGUGUACCGUCGGAUGAUAAUGGUGUCUGAUGUAGGAGUCUGUUCGGUGAUGGGCCCUUCACUGCAUUCAUACCUCCUGCAAAGAGCAACUUCUCAGUA
Molecule: messenger RNA, 639 nt
Organism: Salvelinus sp. IW2-2015
Lineage: Eukaryota; Metazoa; Chordata; Actinopteri; Salmoniformes; Salmonidae
Product: stabilin-2-like
Source: RefSeq, a predicted model, not a curated record